Messenger RNA from Aspergillus uvarum CBS 121591, 455 nucleotides. RefSeq lists its product as uncharacterized. NCBI's taxonomy places the organism in Eukaryota, Fungi, Ascomycota, Eurotiomycetes, Eurotiales, Aspergillaceae. The annotation marks the transcript as partial. The transcript has a single exon. The record is from RefSeq and is a predicted model, not a curated record.
AGUACCGGCCUUCAACUUUUUUGAAAUCAUGAUUGAAGAUGAUAUGUAAACACCGUGUCCGCCAAUCCCCCUCUGCCUGUUCAAAACGUACCCGUCCGAGCCCUAAGUGGGAAAGUAACUUAGUCGCAGUGACCGGCUGUGCGGCCCCACCAUCCGCUGCGGAAAUGGAGUCUCGUUCUCGAUUGUGGGUGGUGAACCAGUUUCCCACUUGUCUAUCCACCACAAUCGGAAGAAUUGCUAGUCUAGCAAAACCCACUCCGUUCACUCCACUUAAUUAGCCCGAUCACCGUGCGAACCAGACAAGAAGGAUGUCACGGGCCCAGACCUAUCUCCUCCCCCAUCAGCACUGUACCUCGACAGUUAGAUCCCGUUUUUACCGUUAGUGACUUUACAGAAGGGCACAAACAAACAAGAAAGACCGAAAGGUAAACAGCCAUGAAAUGGCCCUCUUCCCA